Molecule: messenger RNA, 1007 nt
Organism: Ixodes scapularis (black-legged tick)
Lineage: Eukaryota; Metazoa; Arthropoda; Arachnida; Ixodida; Ixodidae
Product: cell growth-regulating nucleolar protein
Exons: 7
Coding region: 184-981 (265 amino acids)
Biological process (GO): negative regulation of transcription by RNA polymerase II; rRNA processing
Cellular component (GO): nucleolus
Molecular function (GO): DNA binding
Source: RefSeq, a predicted model, not a curated record
AGAUAUAUGUGACCUAAAGUGCUGCCGUCCCAUCAAGUCGGCGUUGAAUUGCCGAUCAAAAGAGCGUAAUCGUUGCAUCAAGGGAUCCCACGUGUCUGUAUUCCGCUGACAAGUUGAGAAUGGCAGGACGUCUCUCUCAAACGCCCAGCCUCCAGCACGCGCUCCGGCCUUCUCGGGGGAACCAUGGUGGUCUUCGCGUGCAAUGCCUGCGGCGACGCUCUGAAAAAGAACCAAGUGGAGAAGCAUUACUUCACGAAGUGUCGGAGCUGCGAAGUCCUUACCUGUCUUGACUGCAAUAAGGAGUUUUGGGGAGAUGACUACAAGGAGCACAUCAAAUGCAUCACCGAACAAGAGAGAUAUGGGGGCAAGGGAGUCAAGUCUCCCGUAUUUAAAGGUGAAGCAAAACAGGAAGAGUGGAUUGAGAUGAUUGCAGGCCUCAUCACGAGGGAAGACAUGUCGCCGAGAGUGAGGGACAUCUUCAAGCGCAUGCAGUCAUUCAACAACAUUCCACGGAAGGCCAAGCCUUUCAAGAAUUUCCUCAAGUCCAGCAUGUCUGUAUCAAGUGAAGCACUGGCAGAAGAAGUCUGGCAGACAAUUCAGAAGGCACAGCAGCCAAAGCAGGAGCAGCCGCCCAAGCGACCACGGGACGACAGUCAGGAAACCGUGUCAAACAAUGCGAAACAGAACGCCGACAACGGAAGCCCAGCUAAGAAGUCAAAGCCACAAGACGAGGAGAAUGGUCCCGCUGCAGACUCUGACAAGAAGCGGUUCAAGUGGAAGAAGACCUUGAAGACAGUGUUGCGAGACGCAGAGGAUCAGCAGCUCUCCCUGAAGAAGCUGAGGAAGAAGGUGUUUGCCGAGUACCGCAGCCAAGGUGGACAACUUGUAGAAGAAGAAAUGCAAGCGAAAUUCCUCAAGGUUUUGGGCAACACCUCAUACUUCGAGCAGAUGGAUGGCAAAGUACGCUUGGUGCAUUCUUAGGGAAAUAUAUAUUAAAACUGACACUG